AGCAGCCGCUCAGACGCAGAGAGGAGAGGGUCGCGGGGAGCCAGAGCCCAUCGCGAGGGCGCGGCGUCGGAAGCUGCAGAAGCUGUUGGCGACGGAGCGCUCGGACAGGGUCUGGAGCAAGGAGCCGUCAGCGCCGCACUCGGACCUGGGUUCGGACCCCGACCGAAGCCGCCGCCUACAAGGAGGGGAUGCAGGAGAGACGCCGAGGGAACUGGGGAAGAAGCCCGCCGCUCGCCCUAGAGAGAUGGAGCCGCCGCCGCUGCUGCUCCAGCUCAGAGUCCUCCUGAUGCAACUGCUGGUCGCCUGCUCUCUCUUAGUUCUGCUUCCGCCGGCGGUGGCGCCCAUCUGUCCGGAGUCAUGCGACUGCCAGCAGCAGCAGCAUAUCCUCUGCACCAAUCGGGGACUACGGUCGGUGCCCAAGGCCGCCGAGCCACAGGACAUCCUCACCUACAGCCUGGGCGGCAAUUUCAUUGCUAAUGUCUCGGCUUUGGACUUUCACCGCUUAGUGGCGCUACAGCGCCUAGAUUUGCAGUAUAAUCGAAUCCGUUCGCUCCAUCCGAAAGCCUUCGAGCGCCUGGGGCGUCUGGAGGAGCUUUACUUGGGCAACAACCUCUUGGCUUCCUUGGCGCCGGGCACACUCCGCCCCCUGGCUAAACUGCGAGUCCUCUACCUCAACGCUAACGAGAUCACUUAUCUAAGCACGGCUUCUUUUGCUGGUCUAGGCAAUCUGAUCAAGCUGCGGCUCGACGGUAACUUGCUGGCCUCGCUGAGUGAUGCCACCUUUUCAGGACUAACCAACCUGCUGUAUUUGCAUCUGGAGGCCAACCAGAUCCGUUGGCUAAGCCGUAAUGCCUUUGCUGGCCUUGGCAAGCUUCGUUUCCUUGACCUGUCUGGCAACCAGCAGAAUUUGCUGCGCCACCCAGACACCUUCAGGUCUCUGCGCUUGCUUAGCACCCUCCUGCUCUCUGGGAAUGACAUGCAACAGCUAGGGAAAGGACUCUUCCAACACCUCUCCAACUUGGCUAGGUUGUCACUGAGUGGAAACCGACUGACAUGGUUGCCAGUGGAGGCUUUUGCUGGUCUGGAGUCCUUGAAAGAGUUGCACUUGGAAGGGAACCUGCUAGGCCAACUGCCUGCCACCUUAUUUCAGCCUCUGCAAAGCUUGGAGGUGCUGGAUCUGAGUAACAACCUCAUCACUACUCUUCCUGCUGGCACCUUUGGUCCCCUAAAUAAGUUGAGAGAGCUCAGUUUGCAGGGAAAUGCCCUGGCCUCCCUGUCUGGAGAGCUCUUCACCUCCAACCCAGCCUUGUAUCGCUUGGAAUUGGAUGGGAAUCCCUGGAGCUGCGACUGCCACUUGCAGGGGCUGAAGCAGUGGCUUGCAUCCUGGCAUUCCCAGGGCCGGCUCCUGACUGUGUUUGUCCAGUGUCACCGGCCACCUGCCCUGGCUGGGAAAUACCUUGAUUACUUAGAGGAUGUGCAACUCUUCUCGCUUUCUAAUGGCUCUUGUUUGGAAGGGUUAACAUCUGCAAGCCCAGGAGGCAAUGGUAACUCUAAUUUAGAUAAACAGAGCUCCCCACCUUCUGUUUCAACUGGGUUGCUAACGUUGUCCCAGAAGAUGGUACCUGAAAAGGGAAGUUUUAAUGUUGAGACAGCUCCAACCACCCUGUUGCCCAGCUUUCUUAUCAGUACUAGGUCUCCCUCUGUACUUGCUGCCGCCUGGCCUCGGCGAGCGGGAAAACACCACUUGGUCUCCUCGGUGUCUAGUACCCUUCCUCUGGUCACUGAUCCAUGUGAUUUUAACAAAUUGUUUCUGUACAACCUGACAGUGGAUACUGUCACUGAGAGUGCAGUGACAGUGCACUGGGGGGUCCGCCCACAUCGCAGCCCUCGCUUGUUAGGGCCAGUGCGCUUCCGAGUCCUUUUUGAUCGCUUUGGCACUGCCAUCAAGUUCCAGCGCUUUGUUUAUAUCCCUGAAUGGAACGAGCCGGUAGCCACUCUGCGAGAAUUGCGCCCGGAUACCCCAUAUCUGGUUUGUGUGGAGGGAGUGAUGGGGGGCCGGGUCUGCCCAGUGGCACCACGGGACCACUGUGCAGGGUUGGUCACUUUGCCUGAAGAUGACAUGGGGGCAGCUGCUGCUGCAAUGGCUGGGGGGACACAAAGCUUGGACCAGCAGCUCCUCACCCUUGUGCUAUUGGCAGUCAAUGCAUUGCUACUCUUCCUGGCUUUGGCAGCCUGGGCUUCCCGCCUGGUGCGGAAGAAGGUCCUGGGGUGCCGUCGGAGAAAGGCAGCCUCACCAGUCCAUGUUAGGCAGAUGUAUUCUACCCGUCGGCCCCUCCGGUCCAUGGGGACAGGCAUUUCCACUGACUUUUCUGGGUUCCAGUCCCACCGGACACCACAUAGUGCUGUUUGUGCCUUGCGUGAGGCUGACCUCAUUGAGUUCCCUUGUGAACGCUUCAUGGAUAGUAGCACUGCAGGGAACAGCAGUGUCCUACGUGGGGAAGAUAAUUUGUUGCAACGGUUUUCAGACUAGAGAUGGGGCUCUAAGCUAAUUUGCAAGUAUUCUAUCAUAAAGUGGCUGCUGGCAUUAUGAUUUAGUGAAGUCUAUGGUAAUGCAGCUUCUGCAAAGAUGGCCCCCACAUAUUGCAGAAUUACAACUCCCAGCAGCCAUAGUUUUGCAUGGCAAAUUGUGAAGGGUGCAGGGAAUUAUAGUUCAGCAAUAACUAGAGUACCCCAUGUUUCUGAUUUUCCUAUCCUAUAUUUAGGUCUGCAAAAAAUAUGUAUAUAUAAAGAUGGCUGAUUAAAAAUGGGUAACUCCUGGAGUAAGAUAUACUAAAAAAA
Molecule: messenger RNA, 2838 nt
Organism: Thamnophis sirtalis
Lineage: Eukaryota; Metazoa; Chordata; Lepidosauria; Squamata; Natricidae
Gene: TRIL
Product: TLR4 interactor with leucine rich repeats
Cellular component (GO): extracellular matrix
Molecular function (GO): protein binding
Source: RefSeq, a predicted model, not a curated record